Caenorhabditis bovis is the source of this 1137-nucleotide messenger RNA. NCBI's taxonomy places the organism in Eukaryota, Metazoa, Nematoda, Chromadorea, Rhabditida, Rhabditidae. The record is from the annotation of a GenBank genome assembly.
AUGCCGACAUCAUGGCUCGAGACGAUUUUCUGCUGCCGAUGCUGUUGUCGCAAUGAGAAAAUCGUGCAAAGGACCGUCACUUUGGGAUGUUUCGGAAUCGACGGCGCCGGAAAAUCGACAAUUUUGAAAAUGCUCAAAGGCGAAGAUCCGAGAAAUGUUCUGACGACUAACGGGUUUUCCGUUUUCGAAAUGGACUACGAUGAACGAUUUCGCCUUCGAAUUUACGACGUUGGCGGUGAUAAGGGUAUUCGCGACAUUUGGAGCAAUUAUUUCGGCGAAGUCUACGGCAUUAUUUAUGUCAUCGACUAUUCCAACGAAGAGACAUACCAAGAAUCCAUUGAGGCAUUUCAACGGGUCACCAAUCAUCCGCAAUGCUCAAAAAAACCGAUUUUGCUCAUUAUUAAUAACAAGAAUAAUUUGGAAAUUGACGAUGUUGAUAUUUCGAACGCGGCAAAUAUUCAGACAACUUCAAGUGUUCAACAGCAAAUGGUGAUGAUCACACAUUUGAAUCGAUAUAAUGGAUACCUUGAUAAUAUCAAAACCUCGAAUAUGAGCGUGUUUCAACGGGCAAAAAAAGAUCGAAGCGCUUUGCAGGAUCAAUUUUGUGCAUUUAUGUCAUUGAUUGCCGAACAUUAUGUUUAUUUAACUGAAGGCGUUCGAAGCGCUGAACUUGCACUUCAAAUUCGACAACAAGCUGAUAAGGAGAAUCGGAGGAUCAUGCUCAUGCAAGAGGAGCAUGAGCUCAGAAAAGCGGAUAUUGCUGGAUUGGAAGGCCGACGAUCAACUGUUGUUACCGAACAACCACGACCGGCUGAAAAUGAAGAAGAUGAAAAGGAAUUAAACACUUCGAGUCCUGCAAUUUCGUUGGCGAGCUCCACUAUUCCAUCAGACAUUGUUCAGGUUUCGCCUGAUGAUACUCCGCCACCUAAACCUGUCAAAGUAUCCCAGACAAGCACAAAACCUGUCUCGCCUGAUUCAAACUCUGGCGAACAGAAGAACACAGAUGAAAUCGUUUCAGAGACGAAACGACACCAUUCACAGGAACUUUAUUUUCUUCCUCCUAAAUCACCGGGUCGUCAUACCUCUAGGAUUCAACGGAUUCAAAGUGCGCUCAACAGCCGCGUUGCCCCAUUAUAA